UGCGUCGGAUUUCUCGCAUCCCUCCGACCAUUCACCGACAAAAGUCGCUAUCUCGCGACUUUGUGCUCGCCGCUUCAACGCGCUUGGCAUCCUUCGUUCGACGCGUUUGCCACACUUUUUCCUUCUUCUUCCUCUUCUCCUUCUUCCUUAAUCCGUAUUUUCCGGCUUAACGAGGAUCUUAAUAAUCGCGAGUAGUAUCGACGAGACUGAGAGAAGGAGGUGCCCGCUUGUAGGUACCUAUCGAGAUCGGUUUUGGUCGCGCGAGAAUCGUAGAGAAUCGUAGUAAGGUCGAGCCCCUUCCAUCGAAGGAGAUAGCAGACACGAGAAGAAGCAUCAUAUAAAAUUAAGGCACGGAAGGCAUCGUCGGCAGCACGGAGAGAGCUAUCUACCGAGCAGCUUCGUUCUUGAAACGGACGAGCCAGAAAGAGGAAAUUGGGGACCAUGGUCGAUGCCCAGCUCCUGUUCACGAUCUUGCGGCGGUGGCGUCGCUCAUCAGACCAGGCAGUGUCUCGACGUAGACGAGAGAGGAUAUCAGAGAUGCACGGGUUCCUCGAGGAGAUUCUUUUCUUGUAACGUUCAGGCGUGUCCAGGCGAGCCGAAAGAUUUCCGAGCGGAGCAAUGCGCGGAAUUCAACGACGUUCCCUUCGAAGGAGUGAUUCACGACUGGAUCCCGUACACGGGCAGUCCGCACAAGUGCGAAUUAAAUUGUAUGCCACGAGGAGAAAGAUUUUUCUAUAGAUACAAAGUAGCGGUGACCGAUGGAACGCCAUGCGAGAUCGAGAAAAACAACGUUUGCGUCGAAGGCAAGUGUAUGCCGGUCGGAUGCGACAUGAUGUUAGGCAGCGACGCCAAGGAGGACGCCUGCAGGGAGUGCGGAGGCAACGGCACCGACUGUAACACGAUUCAAGGUUUAUUCGACAACGACGACUUACAAGUAGGCUACAUCGAUAUUUUAUUGAUACCAGAGGGUGCUACCAAUAUCGUAAUAAGAGAGCUGGAACCUUCGAACAAUUACUUAGCCAUACGAAAUACGUCCGGUCAUUAUUACCUAAACGGCAACUGGAGAAUCGAUUUUCCACGUAGUCUGAGAUUCAUCGGCACGAUAUUCCAUUAUUCGAGAGAGCCGCAAGGUUUUUCUGCUCCGGACAUUAUCACGGCACUCGGGCCAACCACCGAGCCGAUUUACGUUGUCUUGCUCUAUCAAGAUCAUAACGUCGGUGUUCAUUACGAAUACAGUAUACCCAAGAAACUCUCGACGCGUACGGACGCCGACAGUUACACGUGGAUCACCGAAGAAUUCUCGAGCUGUAGCACCAGUUGCGGGGGAGGUUACCAGUCCAGGAGAGUGGCGUGCGUUCGAAGGCGGGACAACCAACCGGUGGACGACGGCCUGUGCGAUCCGCAGCUCGAGCCGGAGGAUACGCAAACCUGCAGCGAGGAGCCCUGUCCGGCGGAAUGGGUGGAGGGCGAAUGGGGAGCGUGCACCAAGCGUUGCGGCGACGGCGGCUUACAGACCAGGGAGAUCAAGUGCGAACAGGUCGUAGCCGGUGGAAUACGUUCGAUCGUCGAGGACUCCCAAUGCGUAGAAAAGCUUGGACCGAAGGGACCAACCGCGCAGGAAUGCAACAGACACGUCGACUGUCCACAGUGGCACCUCGGACCGUGGAAACCGUGCGAUCGUCUCUGCGGAGAAGGCAAACGGACGAGAAGGAUAACGUGUUACGUCAAGAAGGACGGGAAGAUCGAAGUGAUGGAGGACGCCGCUUGCGAGGGCAAAGUCCCCGAACGGGAGGAGCGUUGCGAGUCGAGACCUUGCGAGGGCCUCGACUGGGUCGUUUCCGAAUGGAGCGGGUGCAACGAUAAAUGCGACCUCACGCAAGAGACGAGGACGGCUCAUUGCGCCACUCAAGAAGGGAACGUGCAUCCGGACGAGAAAUGCGAUUCCGACAAGAGACCGGAACUCACCAGGGAGUGCGAAGACGUCCAAAAUUGCGAGUACCGUUGGUACGCGUCGCAAUGGAGCGAGUGCUCGGCCAAAUGCGGUAGGGGCUUGCAGACUCGUCAAGUAUUUUGCGCUACCUUCGUGGACGACGCUCUGAAGAAAGUACCGGACUCCAAGUGCGAGCCUGGAAGGAGGUACGAGAGCGCGCAAAACUGUACGAUCGACCGCGAGGAGUGUAAGGGCGAAUGGUUCGCCGGUCCCUGGAGCAAGUGUACGAAACCGUGCGGAGGCGGUGAUAUGUCUCGCAAAGUGAUUUGCAUGAAGGACAACGCGACGGCUUCGCUCGAUAAUUGCGACAUCAAUACGAUAAUGUUCGCGAAAGAGAGUUGCAACGAGCAUCCUUGCGGCGAAGACGAAGUCAUACCGGUUGAACCGGACAAAGGCAAAGCCCUGAUGGAGCAGGAGGACGAGGAAUGCGAGGAAUACGAGGACGAAGACUUCGUUACAGUCGGCUCCGAGUUUGCAGUGAGCGGCUCCGAGUCCGGACUUUACAAAGUAACCGAAGGUCCAACGAGCGUCAAGUUCACGUCUUACACGGGCGGAGAAACCGUCAGCGACAUGGACGAAAUGAUGUUCAGCGAUGGCGGAUACAGUAGAGGUGACAUCUCUCCGGGAGACUUUGGCAGCGGUUUCACCAGUAGCGGUUUCGGCAGCGGAGACGACUUUUUGAGUACGUUGUUCACCAGCAAUCCCAGUUUCGAAGAUUGGUCGACCGUGGAAGGAAGCGGUACUUCUCCCGAUGCCGAAUCGGUGACCGUUGAAACGACCGAGACCGGGGACGUCACGGAAUUCGAUAAAAGUGAAAGCACGGAAUCGCCGGUCUCGACGGAGUCCGGAGCUACGCAAGUAUCGGACUCCGUUACCAGCGAGUCCGUCACUCAGAUAUCGCCGAAAGAAGAUUCCGAAGCAACGGAAACGUCAACGGACUCGGAGAUUACCAUGGAAUCUGGUGCUACCGAGGAAUCGAUCGAGUCGUCGGGCAUAACGACCGAAUCCGUUGAAUCGUCCGUGUCGAUGGGCAGCACGGAGGGAUUCACCGAUAGCGCGUCCUCCGAAUCAACAACGUCGAACCUUUCAACGGACAUCACCGAAUCUACCGAUCUCUCUUCGAGCAUCGAUACGACGACGUCAAUGGACGUCACCGUCCCGUCGUCCUCGUCGUCGGAGUUUACGGAUUCUACCGAAUCUGGCGCAACGGACGUAACGGAGUCUACCGUGACGGAGUCUACGGAAUCAACGGAACCUACGGACACUACCGCGACAGAAUCGACGGAAUCGAGCGUGACCGAGUCAACGGGGUCUACGGAAUCGAGCGAGUCUGCGGCGACCGACGCGACGGAGUCGACGGAGUCGACGGAGUCGACGGAAUCGACGGAAUCGACGGAAUCCAAAGGAUCGACGGAAUCGACGGAAUCUACGAUCGUUGAAGAAACGUCAGCGGCGGUCAGCGAGGAAAGUACUUCUAUUUCUAAAGUCACGUCCGAAUUGCCAGACUCUACGAUCGAAACGUCGACCAUGGAAUCGGCAAUAUCCGUAGUGGAGAACGAAUACGACACUAAUGUCAAAGAAACCACGGAAAGUACGGCGACCGUGUUUGGUGCGAGCGAGGCGUCGACGUCGUUCGAAACUGGCCACACCGAAGAAACCGAAUCGACCGAGUCCGGUGCUACCAUCGAUACCGGCAUUACGACCGAGUUUGGAUCCUCGGAGUCUGACAGAUUAGGAGGAACGAGCGAAUCUUCGUUCGCUACCGAAAUCGAACCGAGUACCGUCGGAAGCGUCGAAACAACGGAAUCGGGUGCUACGUCCGAAUCGGAAGUCAGUGAAGCGACCGAUACGACGGAAUCGGGAUUGUCGACCGUUUCUGAAGUAACGACGGAAUCGGGAAUGACCGGUCUAUCCGGUUUAACGACGGAAUCCGAAGGAACCAGCGAGGUUGCACCGACCGGCGAGACCGCCGUAUCUGGUCUGACGACGUCGUCCGAAAUAGAGGAGACAGGGCCGACCGAGACAACUCAUAUUUCCGAAUUGUGGACGACGCUCGGUUCCGUGGAGACAACGCAUAAGUUGAAAAAAUGCAAGGUCUACAAGAAGAAGUCUUGUAAAGUUUCUAAAUUCGGAUGUUGCUACGACGAGAUCACUCCGGCCAAAGGUCCGUUCGGCGGUGGUUGUCCGACGCCUAAAACUUGCAACGAAACGAAAUACGGCUGUUGUCCCGACGCCGUUUCCGCAGCUACCGGAGCUAAUAACGAAGGUUGCCCCGACACCCGAUGCAACGAAUCGCUCUUCGGAUGCUGUCCCGAUGGAAUAAACGCGGCCGAGGGUAACGAUUACGAAGGGUGCAAGAAACCGUGCAACGGGACGGAAUUCGGAUGUUGUCCCGACAACGAAACACCCGCCGCUGGUAAAGAUAAUUUGGGUUGUUGCAACGCGACGACUUACGGUUGUUGCGAGGACGGCAUAAAAGCGGCCGUCGGGCCGAAUCGAGAAGGAUGCGAGGAGGAGGAGAAGGAGGAGGUCACUUCGGAAACGACAACAGCCACGAAAGAGUACGAGACCACGACCUUGGCGACGGAAGAAGAUUGCGCCAAUACGACUUACGGCUGCUGUCCCGACGGCGUCAGGCCUGCCUCGGGAACAAAUUUCGAAGGUUGCGGCGUUAUCAAUACGGAAAAUUGCAGCGCCUCUUAUUUCGAUUGUUGUCCCGACAAAAUCGCGCCAGCACUCGGUCCGAACAACUAUGGCUGUCGAAUGCCGUGCGAGAACUCGACGUACGGUUGCUGCCAGGACGGCGCGACACCGGCGCACGGACCAAACGGGGAAGGCUGUUGCUUGACGACGCCUUACGGAUGUUGCCCGGACGACGUGUCACCGGCACGCGGACCCGAUCUUUACGGAUGCGGUUGCCAAUACUCGAGAUACGGAUGUUGUCCCGAUAACUCGACCGCUGCACGUGGUUCCAACAACGAAGGCUGCGGCUGCAAGUACACGACUCACGGAUGUUGCCCCAAUCGAUUCACGCCGGCAACCGGGCCUAAUUACGAAGGUUGUCCCUGUUACACGUAUCAGUUUGGAUGUUGUCCCAAUGGUAUCACCAUUGCCAAAGGACCGCACGGUCAAGGUUGCGGAUGCGAGAACACAGAGUUCAAAUGUUGCUCCGACGGCAGAACUCCGGCGAAGGGACACAACUUUGCCGGCUGUUCGUGCGACGCCUCCAAAUACGGUUGUUGUCCGGACGGUAUCGAGGAGGCUCAAGGAGAGAGCUUCGAGGGCUGUCUCACCGUACCCUCUACGCCCGGUGCCGCUUGCGCUUUGGAAAGGGACAGGGGCCCUUGCCGAGAGUUUACGGUGAAAUGGUUCUUCGACACGGAAUACGGCGGUUGUUCGAGAUUUUGGUACGGAGGCUGCGAGGGCAACGACAAUCGUUUCAAGACUCAAGAGGAGUGCAAAGCGAUCUGCGUGGAACCCAAAGGACGAGACGCUUGCUUCCUACCUAAGAUCAGUGGUCCGUGCGAAAGUUAUUAUCCGACCUGGUAUUACGAUCCCGGAAGAAAGCAGUGCGGUCAAUUCGUCUACGGCGGCUGUCUUGGCAACGCGAACAAGUUCAAGACGAAGGAGGAAUGCGAGGAACUCUGCGUCGUUCCCGAUGACAUUGAUCCCUGCGAUCAGGCAAAGGAGUCGGGUCCCUGCGGGGGCAAUUUCACUAGAUGGUAUUAUAACAAGGCUUUGCAAACUUGCGAACAAUUUAAUUACGGCGGUUGCAAGGCAAACGACAACAACUUCCCGACGGAGCUCGCGUGUCAUCAGCAGUGCUUGCAGCCUGGCCGAAGUCGCGCGCCCCUAGCGGAUGUGUGCGCCCUCGAGAAAGAUCCUGGGCCAUGUCCGGGCUCUGUAUUGCGUUGGUAUUACGAUUCAAGCCGUCGUACUUGUAGUCGAUUUGUUUACGGCGGUUGUAAAGGCAAUGGCAAUAAAUUCCGUACGCGGGCUGCCUGCGAGCAGCGUUGUCCGACACAAGAUUCUUGCUCUCUGCCACGGGCCGAGGGCAAUUGCACGGAGAAGCAGUCUAGAUGGUAUUUCGAUCGAUCGGAGAAUCGAUGCAUGCCGUUUUAUUACACGGGCUGCGGUGGAAAUAAAAAUAACUUCCCUACUAUAGACGCAUGCACGGCCGAUUGUCCGCCUAAAAUCGAACAGGACGUCUGUCUUCUUCCCGCUCUUUUGGGAGAGUGCCAUAAUUACACUCAAAGAUGGUACUACGAUUCGUACGAGCAACAAUGUAGACAGUUCUACUACGGCGGAUGUGGCGGAAAUCAAAAUAAUUUCGUCUCGCAGGACGAUUGUAAGAAUAGGUGCGAAAUCGCGGUGACCGCGGAACCGCCUAAACAAGUCGGAUUUAAAACAGAAUAUUGUUUCUUGCCCGACUUUCACGGUCCAUGUAACGAGGAUAAAAUGAAAUGGUUCUACGACAGCAAAGACGGUAUUUGCAAAGCGUUCGCUUACGGCGGUUGUCAGAGCAACGGAAACAACUUUGACACGCACGAGGAGUGCGAGUAUCGAUGCGGACAAGUUCAAGAUCCGUGCGCUUUGCCAAGAGUCGUCGGUACGUGCGACGGCUUCGUCAAGCAAUAUUAUUACGAUCGUCGAGACGACUUUUGCCACGAAUUCGAAUACAGCGGCUGCCAGGGCAACAAGAAUCGUUUUCAGGACAGAGAAUCUUGCGAGAGAAAAUGCAAGAGAGAGCCGGCAGCGAUCACGGAAGAAGUUCGACCUACUACCGUGGCUGUCACUUCCCAAACCGAGAUCGCGUCGAGUAGUUCGAUUUGUCUCGCACCUGUGGAUGCUGGACCGUGCAACGAUGACAUUACCGCUUAUUAUUACGAUUCUCGAACGAACAUGUGUCAAGCGUUCAUAUACGGUGGCUGUGAAGGUAACGCCAACAGAUUCCAAACGGAGGAACAAUGCGAACGUCUCUGCGGCAAAUUCCGCGGGCAAGACUUGUGUAAUCUACCGGUGGAUCCGGGUCCUUGCAGAGCCCGCUUCUCCAAAUACUUUUACGAUCAAAACACUCGUACUUGCCGGCAGUUCGUUUACGGCGGAUGCGACGGUAACGCGAACAGGUUCAGUACGAUCUCGGAAUGCGAGUCGCUUUGCGUUCAUCUCGAGGAACCUGCUCCCGUUGGAAAGGACACCACGCUUUCUCACUUAGCCAUCUGUAAAGAACCAGUUGACAGUGGAUCGUGCAACACCGGUUUCUCCAAACGUUUCUACUUCGACGAAGAAUAUCAAACCUGCAGAGCAUUCGUUUACACCGGCUGCGGUGGAAAUCGCAACAGAUUCAAAACCUUCGAAUCUUGCAUUAACACUUGUCUUAGCACCGACAACGAAAUCGACACAAGUUCUGAAAAAGACACGAAGGAUCCGUGCAUCGAGGCACGGGAGGAGUGCAAUCUAAUUCGUUGUCCUUACGGCAAGGAGGCGUACGUCGACGAUCAAGACUGCGAGCGAUGCCGUUGCGUCGAUCCGUGCAGAACGCAAAUCUGUCCGGAGGGAACAAAGUGCUCGAUUACCCUGGUCCGCACCAAAGAUGGAACCGAAUACAAUGGCGUUUGCAGAUCGACUAUCAAAGCUGGACGCUGUCCAACCGUAUCGAACAGCACUAGGUGCGAGCGCGAGUGCGAGACCGAUGCCGAUUGUACCGGAGAGUGGAAGUGUUGCGACAACGGUUGUGGCACGUCUUGUUUGGAGCCAGCUUUGGAACAGCCGAUAACGACGCCGUCGCUUCGCGUAACACCACCAGUUACACCUCAGUACGGUGCCGAACCGGUCAGAAUAGAACAACCCGAAGAAUCGCACGUUUCCGCCGAAGAAGGUAAUUACGUUACCUUGAAAUGCGUGGCUACCGGUUAUCCAGCACCCGUCGUAACUUGGAGGAAAGACACGACACUCAUCGGUACUACGGAGAAGAGGCGUCGUAUACUGCCCGACGGAUCUCUUCAGAUCAUCAAUUUAUACACGAUCGACAGAGGGAUUUACGUUUGUACCGCCGAUAACAGCGUAGGUCCACCAGUUAGAAUAGAGUAUCAAGUGGAGGUCACGGAACCUCACGAACGUUCCGCGGCCAUCGUUGGAGAAAAGAACGCAACCGUGACGGUGACGAUGAAUUCACCGUGCCUGCUUCGUUGUUACGCUAUGGGCUGGCCGAGACCAUCCGUCACCUGGUGGCGUGGCGAUAACAUGCUUCCACUGAGUUCGGAGAAUUAUGAGCAAGACACCGAUUACACCCUAUUAAUACGCUCGGUGACUCUGACUAAUCUUGGUGUUUACACGUGUCAGGCUUACAACGGCAUCGACAGGCCAGCCUCUUGGUCCGUCACUUUGCAAACGAUCGGUCCAAUCUACAAUAUCAAACCGGAGUAUCAAAACUACAUGAAAUACGUUGUCCUACCUCCAAAGAGACCGGUCACUGAGAAACCUCAGUAUCCUUACAGACCCAUUAGAACGCAUUCACCCGAUUAUAUCACGUUCGCGCCCGUUCAGCCUACAAGACCUCACAUUCUUCGCUUUACACCUCUCGAAACUACAACCAUGACUCCCGUUAUUUCUAGAUUCAAAGUACCGGUGAACGUCAGCGUGUCGGUAGGUCAAACUCAAUUUCCUGAAGGUAGCGACAUCAGCAUCGGUUGUACCAUCGACGGCUAUCCAAUCCCGCGAGUACUUUGGUACAAAGACGACAAUCUCGUUCAAACCAACAAUCGAGUGAAAAUAUCCGAAGCGAACAGACUCAUAAUCACCGAUGCGAACAAAGACGACUCGGGCCGUUAUCGAUGCGAAGCAACGAACGAAUACACGUCUGAUUCUGACAGCGUGGAUGUACUCGUGGCUGGCAUAUUUAUUCAUCCCAAUUGUCAAGACAACAGCUUCUUCGCAAAGUGCGAUCUAAUCGUGAUGGCGCGCUAUUGCAGGCACAAGUAUUAUGCCAAAUUCUGUUGUCGGUCUUGCACGGAGGAUGGCCAAUUGCCAUCAAGAGGACCGCAUCUCGACAACUUGAGAAGAAAAAGAAUGAUACUCUAAGAUACUCGAUUCUCGAGCCUAACGUCAUAUUCGUUCGAGACGAUGGACGACGAUCGUAAUCUUUCUUGAUAUAAACAUUCACUGGCGAAAGUAAGAAAUAAGAAAGGUAUGAUUAACACGAGCACCUUGCAUCGCGUACGCUAUGCGAAUCGGCAUUCAUUCACUGCCAAAGCCUUAGAACGUCUAUACAUAGAUAUAUAAUAUAUAUACGUAUAUAUAUAUAUAUACACACGCGCACGCACGUACACACACACACACACACACACAAACACAGACAGAUAUAUACAUAUAUUUACUGGAAAAAUGAUUGGAAGAACUCGAACGGUGCGAAGAUACGUGUGUACUCAAGAAAAAUCAUUCGUCGAUCUUCUCGUCCAUCCUUCCGUCGUUACUUUCAACUAUCUCUCUCUCUCUCUCUCUCUCUCUCUCUCUCUCUCUCCCUCUCUCUAUUUCUCUAUCUAUCUAUCUAUCCCUAUCUCCAUCUCUAUCCAUUCAUCCGUAUGUGUCUGUCCGUCUUUCUCUUCCUUUCUCUCCCUCUAACUUUCUCAUCCAUGUAUAUACAUAUGGUCUGACGCUGAAUACUAGUCCGACAGAGUUCGACGUAAGAGGAUUUGAUACUUGGAGUUUUGAAAAAAGGCAUUCGGUGAAACCUUUGCGAUUAACUAUAUAGUCUAUAGUAGCUGUAUGUAUGUACGUCAUAGCGUAAAAUCUUGCAAAGAUCAUUUGCAAAUAUUCUUAGACUUUUUAUUUUAAGAUAUUACCGCGGCAACAUAUCCACUGGAGUAGCCGUCGUAACGUUAUAAAGUCAUCGGUACAAUGAAUUUUUCAUGAUUUUUUUUAUAUUAUUUUUAUUUCGAUACAACGACGAAUACACUUGAGCGUAAAGUUUCGCUAGACGUACGUCGUGAGAGGAAGGAAAAUCAAGGAGAAAAGGAAGAAUUUAUCUGUGAAAAUAUAAAAAUGAUAACAGUGGCAUAACUUCGCUAUGUCGUGCGAGUCAAGAAAAUCUUGUAGGUACCUAGUUGUAUGAUGCAUAUUACGAGCGUUAUGUUGUACGAUAUAAAUAGUUGAUUAUACAAUAUAUCGUUUAUAAUCUAUCGUAUUGUUAUUACUUAUUUGUAACGAAGACAUAAAUGUUGCCAUAACGUGGACCGGUCAAAAGAGUUGCAACAAGGAUGCGGCAUUUUUCGCAUGACUUUGGAAAGCUUUUUUUUCAUCUUGUAAACGAAUAGAACCAGAAAAGAAUAGAAUUACAAUAUGUUGCAUCUUCGAAUCUACUUAAGUCGCACACUUUUGCGUACUGUCUCUUAAGAAAUCCAAAAUAAAUAAAUCGAUCGAUUAGAAACGUGUCUCGCAGAGAGGCGAACAACGUAUUGCAUUAUAUAUUCGUUCCUUCUUGGCUAUUUAUUGUAUUCGAAAUCGCGUAAUAACGAGAUGUCAUUCUCAUUCCCGAGAGCAUUAAAGCGCGUAAGAGUAUCGACGAGCGACCGAAACGUACCAAGAGCAUUUAUAUACGCCAUUGUUAAGCCAUAAGUUAAUUAAAGCAAGUAAUUUUAACAGACUCGGAAUUGACGUUUCGCACGUACGAUUUUAGAGGAUCGAACGAUCGUUAAUCGAUUUUCGUCGCAUUUGGUUACAGUCAAAGAAGAGUGCCUUAUUAGAUGUCCUUAAAAAAAAAAAAAAAAAAGUAACAAAA
Molecule: messenger RNA, 10766 nt
Organism: Vespula vulgaris
Lineage: Eukaryota; Metazoa; Arthropoda; Insecta; Hymenoptera; Vespidae
Gene: Ppn
Product: papilin
Exons: 38
Coding region: 449-9070 (2873 amino acids)
Biological process (GO): extracellular matrix organization
Cellular component (GO): extracellular matrix; extracellular region
Molecular function (GO): serine-type endopeptidase inhibitor activity; metalloendopeptidase activity
Source: RefSeq, a predicted model, not a curated record